Molecule: messenger RNA, 2683 nt
Organism: Rhineura floridana
Lineage: Eukaryota; Metazoa; Chordata; Lepidosauria; Squamata; Rhineuridae
Gene: MYLK4
Product: myosin light chain kinase family member 4
Exons: 13
Coding region: 520-2664 (714 amino acids)
Biological process (GO): intracellular signal transduction; positive regulation of apoptotic process; protein phosphorylation
Cellular component (GO): nucleus; cytoplasm
Molecular function (GO): ATP binding; protein serine/threonine kinase activity
Source: RefSeq, a predicted model, not a curated record
CAGCUGGCAUGCUAAUUCAAACAAUUAACAUUAAGCUGUAAAAAUUUCAAGCUCCCAAAUUUAGCUUCCCCUUUAUGGGGUUCUUUCUUUGUUCAGAUCAGGGAUACAUUUGGGAUAUCAGAUCCAUAUCUUUCAAAAGCAACCAUACUGGUCCUGCCAAAGUGUCUUUGACCUCUCAGAGCUUAUCAGAUAUCUUGUAGCCUUUAUGGUGUCAAAUUCCACUUGGGUCCAAAUAGUUCUUCUGCCCUCCCCAAGGUCUGAUGUCACUGACUGCAAGUGCAUUUAGGAUGCUCAGCAAAUGUUUGCUUGGAACUCCAUUAUAAUUUACCGUGCUUUUUAAAAAAGAAACUGGACUGUUCUUCUUAGCUCUCUUGGUUGUCUCUCUAACGUACAGAACUCUAAAAGAAUUGAACUUGACCAUUUAAUGAACCAGGCUUCUGUCCUUCAAGAAACUGGCUGAAAAGACUUUGAAAUAUGUUCUUUUCAUCUUUCAUCUAUGCAUCUGUGUAAAUAGGCAGAAUGACUACCUCCAGCAAACAGUCGGUAGUAAACUCCUUGGCCAAAAUAUUUGAUCCUAAUGCUUUACAAAACCAGCGACUUGAAGAGGAGCCCUCAUUUGCUCUGCAUAUAUCAAAUAAAAAUGUCAGUUUCGCUGAAAACACAAGUGUGCUGGAUAUGAAGGUUGCUUCCUUGGAUCAGAAAAUAAGCAGACUGUUGACUGUGCAAGACAAUGUUCUUCAGAAAUUGGAUUGUGUUUCACAGGAAAUUUACUCUAUGGAAAAGUGCAUGGAUCUCUUCAAAGGAAAAGGAAAAGAAUCUGUAGCUGGACCUUCCACCAUAACAUUUGAAAAGCCAAAUAGUUCUGAUCUCACGACCUGGUGCAUAGAAAUUGACAAAAAGCUAUGUGAUAUGAACAAGAGUGCCGAGCAACAAGCCAAAAGGUUAGAUGGACUUGAACAAGUUGUACUGGGGGUUCAGCAGCUCCUUGGCUGUUUAGUAGAAAAAGUAAAGACUUCUACAAUCUCUGAUCUAAUACAUAGAAAUGAAGCUCCUAAUAAACUCCUUAAAGUUGGUGGCUAUCUUAGAAAAGACAGAACAGGAAAUCUUUUCAGGAUGCAGACAUUCUCAGAUAAAAAGGAUGCAUUGUCCAGCAAAUGGAACGAAAAGGAAAGAUCAUAUCUGGCCGGAAAGGAAACAAAAUCUAUAAAAAAGAAGAAACCACCAGAUUCCUCAGAGGAAUCUGAUGAAAACUCAGAAUCAUAUUCUCACUCAGAAAAGGUCCAUAAACUCAACAAGGAGAAUACUGAGAAAGCAGGCACUCUUUUUGUUCAGAAGAGUCUCCUUAAAUCUCAUACUCAUGAUUCAAAGGAGAAUGCAGAAGAAAAUCAUAGCAAAAAUCUAAAAAGCUCUCUACAGAAGACAACAGGAAAAAAACAGGCAGACGCAAAGGCCAAGGAAGUUAGUAAAGAUUCGAAUGGUGAAGAUACAAAGAGUGACGCUUUAGGAGUUGCAAAAAAGCAUGAGAGGUCUGAAGAAACCCCAAAGAAAGCUGAAAGAGGUGCUGAAGGAACAAAUUCUAGCAGGAAAAAAGAAAUGGAAGUAGCAGAAACUACAGCUCAAAGUGAAGAUACAGUAGAUGUCAAUGAUCCAUCAAAAAUCCAGAAUCAAGAUGUCAAGCAUAAAGACAAUGAAAAAGCCUCAUUCUCUCAGAAAGAUGAGCAGAACAGCAGCAAUGAUAGCCCACCACCUCCGGCUCCUUUUGAUCAUCGGACUGUCUCAGCAAAAAGAUCAGGGAUCAAUAACUUUUAUCAUGUCCUCAAGGGUGAAGUUUUGGGAGGUGGACGAUUUGGCCAGGUGCAUAAAUGUGAAGAAAAAUCAACAGGUCUCAAAUUAGCAGCCAAGAUUAUAAAAGCGAGAAGUACAAAGGAAAGGGAAGAAGUAAUGAAUGAGAUCAAUGUAAUGAAUCAGUUGAACCAUGUGAACCUCAUUCAGCUGUAUGAUGCUUUUGAAUCAAAAAACGACAUGGUUCUCAUCAUGGAAUACAUGGAGGGAGGAGAACUGUUUGAUCGAAUUAUUGAUGAGAACUGCAACUUGUCAGAGAUGGAUACCAUCUUGUUCAUAAAGCAAAUAUGUGAAGGGAUUCAGUACAUGCAUCAGAUGUAUAUUCUCCACUUAGACCUGAAGCCUGAGAAUAUCUUGUGUGUGAAUCGAGAGGCAAAUCAAGUAAAGAUUAUUGACUUUGGGCUGGCAAGGAGAUAUAAACCAAGGGAGAAGCUUAAGGUCAAUUUUGGCACUCCAGAAUUCCUUGCUCCUGAAGUUGUGAACUACGACUUUGUGUCCUUCCCUACUGACAUGUGGAGUAUAGGUGUCAUUGCUUACAUGUUGCUCAGUGGAUUAUCUCCUUUUCUGGGUGAUGACGAUAAUGAGACGUUGAACAACAUCCUGGCUUGUCGGUGGGACUUUGACGAUCAAGAAUUUGAAAAUGUGUCUGAAGAAGCCAAAGACUUUAUCUCUAAGCUUCUCAUUAAGGAAAAGGGCUGGAGAAUAAGUGCAACUGCAGCCUUAAAACAUCCUUGGCUAUCUGACCAAACACUCCAUUGCAAACGUCAGUCUAAGAAGAAGGCUAAUGCUUCCGCUGGAUCUCAAGCACCUGCGGCUCCAUAACCUCUCUGAGAAAUGAAAG